Molecule: messenger RNA, 4389 nt
Organism: Gadus chalcogrammus (walleye pollock)
Lineage: Eukaryota; Metazoa; Chordata; Actinopteri; Gadiformes; Gadidae
Gene: pkdccb
Product: protein kinase domain containing, cytoplasmic b
Exons: 7
Coding region: 111-1604 (497 amino acids)
Biological process (GO): protein phosphorylation
Molecular function (GO): ATP binding; non-membrane spanning protein tyrosine kinase activity
Source: RefSeq, a predicted model, not a curated record
ACAGAUCACUCCUACCUCCAAUCGACUCCCCAACUCUCAUAUGAGCGGCAGUUGACGCGUCUCCCCCGGCGUGGUUCCCCGUGUGUUGCUGAGCUUCUCCCCGGGCCAUCAUGCCCGUCCUGGGCAGCCCAUUAUGUGCCGCCGCCCUGCUGGCUUUCGUGGUUAGCUCCGUAUCGGUGUCGCUCCUCAUCAGGAGUUUACAGCUGGGGGCGAAUAAAGGAAACAUGACCAAGGGAACCGCGGAGGACCAGGAUCUCAACUGGCGACGGAGUGCGCUGCUGCAUCAACUCAAUGAGAGACGCAAGGAGAUUAUUCCAUUGCUUUCGGCUCGCGGCAGUGAGAAGAAAAUGUUGGCAGAAUCUCGGUAUUUCCCCCAGCAGCAUCAGUCCUUCAGCGCAAUGUUUGACUACAAUCUGUGGAACGAGAUCACGGAUGGAUCUAGGCGAAUGCUCAUGGAUGAGAUGGAUUGUGAUUCCCUGGUCGGCGUGCAAACCGGGAACGUCCUGGGCUCCGGAUACACGAAGCUGGUUCUCAAAGUAGUUCUGCGCGAAGACCAACCGGUGGCGUUAAAGUUCGUCAACGAGCAGGGGAACGACAUGGAGAAGUGUCUGCAGGACUUCGGUGACCCACGGGGCUGCCUCGAACUCGUGGCGUACAAACUUAAAAAAGAAAUAGUGCUGCUGCAGAGACUGAAGCACCCAAAUAUCAUCAAGCUUAGAGGACACUGUAUGGAGGAACCAGGACAAGGCUUAGAGAGAGACGGAGGAGGAGGAGGAGGAAGAGUCACUGCCAUCCUGGAGCAAGGCUAUCCCCUCCAGAUGAUCCAGCUGCUGCAAAGCCCCUGGGAGGAGCGCUUCAGGGUGUGCCUGGGCCUGGUGCGCCUGCUCCACUUCCUGUCCCGCUCGCCGCUGGGCUCGGUGGGGCUGCUCGACUUCCAGCCGCGUCAGUUCGUCCUGGUGUCCGGCGAGCUGAAGCUCACGGACCUGGACGACGCCAGCGUGGAGGAGACCCCCUGCCGCUCGGACCGCGACUGCCUGCUGCAGUUCCCCCACAGGAACUUCACGCUGCCCUGCUCGGCGGCCGGGCUCUGCCGGGAUCUCAACCAGAAGAGGAACCUCUACAACGCCUACCGGUAUUUCUUCACCUACCUCCUGCCUCACCAGGCCCCGCCCGGCCUCACACACCUGGUGGACCACAUCAUGAACUCCACAGGGGAGCUGAGAGCUGACAUCAACCAGACACUGGGCUCCUUUGAAGAGAUUCUCCUGCUCUACAAGUCUGGCCUGCACCUGGACAACCUGCCACCAUCAAUAAUCAGAGACUACACGGUGAUGCGGGGCCUGGCCACCGCCGGGGACGUGGAGUACCGCUGCUGGCCGUCCUUCAGCCCGCGCGGCUGCGUCCUGGCCGUGCACAGCGCCCUGGAGGGCAUGGCUCUGUGCAGCGCCCACCCCCAGUGCACCAGCUUCAGCCUGAGCGGGGAGACCACCUGGAGCGGUCACCUCUUGGCCUCCUUCAGGAGCGGCUUCAGUCACCUGCUCCCCGACGGCCGGUCGGAGGUGUAUCUGAGGAGAGCCAAGGCUUCUGAACCGUCAGGGGUCUGAUACCACGGCCCCCCCCCCCCCCCCAGACCCCUUUUUAUCAGGGGCCCCCCGGUGUUUAUAAUAACGGACCAUGAAGAGGAGGAGGUGGAGCCACAGGGGGCCUGGGCCCUGGGGGGGGGGGGGGGGGGGGGCACGGAGCAGAGAUAGAAAUGCUAACGCAUGCUGAUAUCACCUCAGGGCAUGCAGACCAGUCAUGCACCACUUCUCCCUGACCCCACCGCCACCACCACCCCCACCACCACCACCAGCCUCCCAGUCCUGUUAAUGGAGCUUAAUGACUACAGGAAGGACCUAGUUGUGUGGGGUCACGGCUGGGGUUGGCUGGUGGAGACAGAGGGGGAUGGGUGGAGGGUGAGGCAGGAGAACCCGAUGUAUUUGCAGCUCUUCUGCUGGGGUCUCGAUGUGUCGGCCAGCUCACGGACUCUGAGACGACCGUUUAAGGGGUUCCCUUCAGGUGCCUCGCUGGAGAGCAGCGGCCGCCUGCUGCCGGGGGUCUCCAGCCCGUCUGUCAGUGGCGUCUGCUGGUUCUUAGAGAGGCAGGCCCCUGUAGUAACGGCCGGGAAGCAACUAAACCAAACAAUAAGGACCUGAACCGGGGUCCCGGGAGCUGCAGGAGGAGCGGGUUCGUAUGGUAACACUCUGAUGUUAAAUGGCAGUUUUCCCGCUCCUUACUCGGUUUACCGACUUUGGACUGGGCUGAGUCACCAAAGAAACAUUUCUACGGAAACUAAGAUUUAUACCAUUCCUGAAAUAUGUUCUUACUUCUUCUUGCUACUAUUUUCCGAUUUUGUCUUUCACAAAUAUUUAUGACGGCUUUUUUUAUGCACUUUCCGUGCAUUUUAGUAAUUGAGCACCUUGUGGGUGUAACUGUUGUUUUCAGUGAAAAAUGAUGCGCUUAAUAGAUUUUUUUUAUAAACAUAAAUCAUUGCUUUUGUUUUUACAUUGUGUAAUUUUUUUUUAUCAUUGUAUAAAUUGAUCAUUAUAUUCCUUUGGUCUUCUUGAUUUAUAAGAAAUUUUCUGUCGACAUAAAUUCUGAUCCAUGACCUGAAAACAAUCAAAACAUUGUAACUGGAGUAACUGCAUAAAAAAACAGGAUAAAAUCGAGGGUGUGCCGAUUGAGAUAAGACCGAUUUAAUUUAAUUGGUAAAUAAUUCAAUUGUCGUGUUUGUGUGUGUCCCUCCCCUGUUGUGUUUCCUUAUCCCAUCCAUUACCCCCCCCAACCCUCAAUGCUCCAUAGAGUUGAUCCAAUACCACGGAACGCAUUCAAAUGGACCCUCAUGCUGAGCUAAUUAUGAGCCUUAAUUAAUCCAUGUAAAUGAGCCAUACCUACUGUCCCUUUCACAUGCAGGAGAGUGUGGGGCAUUAGGGCCACACAAUGGCAGCCGGGCCACAAUAGGGGCUAAGUCUGCCGUUAGCACACGAAUGGGGCCGCCAUCUGUGCUUGCUGAGUAACCUGGUGGGCGGGGGCCGCAGCCACCAGGUUUGGAGGUUUUGUGAGAAAAGUUCUGCUUCAGAAUAACAUUCGACACGACAGUCGAUUUUAAAAGGUCAGUGGUGCUGGAGGUGUUGGAUUAAAAUAACAGGGAGUCGUAAAACAAGGUGGAUCAACCCAGCCUGCUUCUACUCCUACGGCCUCUUUGCCCCUGACCUGAACAGGCAUGUCCCCCCCCCCCCCGCCAAAAUAACACUUUUACGGCUGGGUCAUUGGAGCGGCCCCUGGGGUCGUCCUUGCAUUGCUGUUGGCCCCUUGUUGUCUGGGGCAGAGCGGGCUGAUGAGAGCCUUAUUAUGGAGAUAAGGGGUAAGGACUAAGAUAAGAUAAGACUCCAAACCCACUAAGUGGACCUGAAAAUCCAGUUGAGUGAAAGAGGAGGAAGGAAUGGUCCUGACGGACAGAGAGUCCUCUCUGAGCAGGAAGGGAGUCUCUACCGCUGUGUCGGAGACGAACGUAGAACCUGCCUCUGGUUCUCUGGAUCAGCUCAGCGCCGGAACAUGUUGGGUUCAACGCUCGGAGACGACCAGCGAGAUCAGACAACCUUCUCUUCUCAUUGAGGAAAACGGAAUCAAGUCACUUUGCUAAAUGUAUUUAGUCAAAUCCAACAUAUGGCGUCUACAAAAGUAUUCAUUUAUUUACUCAGAAGUUUAUGGAGCAGGGACAAAUACAUUGUCAAUGUUUCAUAUAAAAUACUAAAUAGAUGCAAUGCAUCCAGGUUUCUCUCAAGACUAAUUUGUAACCCUUGUCCCUGGUUAGGCCUUUACUAAAAGUUACACAAGCAAAGUUAAACACAACAUAAUUAACUAGUAGUAUGGUAGUUUCAUAAACGGAAUGCACAGUAUUGCUCAGGAAAACUUGCUCACAACAAUAAACGCUAUCCUGACUUCAAUCUCAACUCCUUUUUAGCCCUGAGGAAAAACGGUCUUUGAAUCCUUGAACGGUUUGUCUGUGCUUUGUUUAAAAUGUGUGCUGUUCUUCCUCUUAUGUGCAAAAGGCUGAAACAACCCAUAAUCCUUUGUGUGAAGCUUUGCAUACAUAUUGCUGUGGAAGCAGUUUGCCUCUGCGUGUUUGCGAGCGCUUGAUUGUGAGAUAAGCUCUAACCAGCAUAGAAGUGAACUCCCAGAGGACUCUCCCAGUUCUCCCAUCGUCCCUUUAACUCCCUCUCUCAUUUGGCCUGAAAUAUGAACACAGCUGUCCACCGUCCAGCCACUCAUCAAGCAUUCGUUUCCUUUUGGAUCAGAAGUUGUCUUGGGCGUCCAGUCGCCUUUCCACCGCUCCUCUCUUUACAGCUC